Molecule: messenger RNA, 1684 nt
Organism: Chara braunii
Lineage: Eukaryota; Viridiplantae; Streptophyta; Charophyceae; Charales; Characeae
Source: the annotation of a GenBank genome assembly
UCGCGGGGGCGCGGAGUGCAGGUAAACUUCAUCCGAGAAACCGAUGAAGGCGAUAAGGUGAAUGCGACCACUUGGUUAAGGACGACUGAAAGAAAGAUUGUUCGUGACGCUGUGAUGGAGGAAGUUGCUGAGGGAGCCAUACCCGAAGCAGAGCCCGAGGCUGGGGAACCGGAAAAAGUGUACGAAAAACCUAGGGAAGAGGAACCUACGGACAAGGUCACGGCAGCCAAUAAAAAAUUUAGAUAUCAGAUCCCGAUCCUAACCAUGCCUUAGAUCGAUGACACCCUUAGCAAACUCCUAGGAACCAUGGUGUCGGUAUCAUUCCAGAACAUGAUGCAAGCCAGCCCCAGAUUGCUCAAAGGGCUUAGGGAACUGUUGACUCGCCUGCGAGUAGAAAUAGACGAAAAUCCGAAACCACAAGAAGAGGGAACAGAGGAGGCGGAGGCGCCACGAGGGUUCGCCAACCUUCAGAGGAUUCUAAGAGAUCUGGAGGAUCUGGAAAAGGCCUUCGCAUACAUUCGCCUAAGCCUACCCGACCGAGAAGGUGGCGAAGUUAUGAGGGCACCACCCGGAACGAAACUUAGCUUCCACUCGCUGCCUGUCAGGAAGUUGAAAGUCCACAUCGGGACGCAUCACACCGACGCCUUAGUAGAUGGAGGGGCGGAAAUCACCCUCAUAAGGAGAGACUUCGCCACGAUCAUAGGUUGUACGGUGAACAAAGAAGUUACAGGGAGCAUCCGGGGGGCCGGUGGAGAAAUUCCAUUCGCUGGGUAUGUCAGGAAAUGUGCAGUCAAAGCUGGAAUCAGGGAGUCAAUUUGGUCGUUCCAGCGGAUGACCGUAAUGGAGGAGAUGGACCAUGACAUAAUCCUCGGGAGGCUGUGGUGUGCCAACGUAGAAAUGAUCGGCAUGCACUUGCACGACGGCACGUACAUGGUGGACAUAGAGGACCCAGUGACCGUUCGGGGCGAGCUCCUCCGACUCCUUGGGACAGGAGGAGACCCUCCAACGGAAAAAUUGGCAACAUGGUCACCAACAUUCGAGGAUAGUGCGCGGAAAGGAGCUUUCGCUCAAAUGGAGGGCAUGAGAGAAAGAGUGAAAAUCAUGAUCGAGGAGGCUUUUAGUAAGAAGGAAUGGAUUAAGAUGGGUCUGCCUCACAAGAAAAGAAGGCAAGAAGACGAGGUCUUAGGAGUCAUGGUGGCAGAAAAGGAAUCGGAGGUCGAACUUGGGGCUAGCCUGCCCAAGCCAAAGGAAUGUCGGAAAGAGAGGCCGGAAGUGGCACUUGAAAUUUCGAACCUGCUACAACUCGUUAAGGCUAUCAAGUACCACAAAGUAGAAGUGGAUUCGGCAAUACUUGCAAAAUUUGAGGAAGAGGUCCGAAAGGGCUACUGUCUGAACGGGAAGAUAGUCGGUGUUCAACCCCGUGUCAAGGAGACCGCAAAGCCAGGCCCGACCAUUCAUUUUUUAGGCGAACAAUCCCGCAAGGAAACAUCCGAAAGUACAAACCAGGAGGCAAAAAAGCUAAGCCGGUUUCGAUCUUAUUGGAAACGUCCAAGGAGGAGGCCAUGGAAAAAGAGGAAGAAAUUUUCAGGGUGAUAAGGGAGAGGCGAGCGGUGGAAGGGUAUAGGAUACCGGAUGAGGUGGCAGACACCAUGAAGAUAAGGGUUGAUAAAUUCUUAACGGGGGA